Molecule: messenger RNA, 4446 nt
Organism: Rhodotorula toruloides NP11
Lineage: Eukaryota; Fungi; Basidiomycota; Microbotryomycetes; Sporidiobolales; Sporidiobolaceae
Product: antiviral protein SKI3
Exons: 12
Coding region: 1-4446 (1481 amino acids)
Cellular component (GO): Ski complex
Molecular function (GO): protein binding
Source: RefSeq, a predicted model, not a curated record
AUGUCUGUGUUCGUGAAGCCGAAGUUGAAGGCGUUGAAGGAGGCUCUGGCGAAGAAGGACUGGCCGGGCGUGGAGAAGAACGCCAGCGCCGUCCUCGACUUCGAGUCUUCCAACUACAAUGCUCGGGUCUUUCUUGCGCUCGCCCUCUUCAACCUGGGCAAGCCCGAAGAGUCGGAGGAGACGUACAAGAAGGCGAUCGAGCAGUCCCCUACGCAAGCUCUCGCUCGACAGGGUCUAGCGACACUUUACGAGAAGAGCCAGAGAUGGAUGGACUAUGCUCGGGAGCUGCAAGGGUUGAUGCAGCUGUUUGCGGACAGCCAAGACGCACCGAAAUAUGCCGAGUCGCUGGAGAAAUUGCUAGAUGUGCGAAGAAAGCACGGCACGAAAGACGAGCUCGUCGAGACGCUCUCAAUGCUCCUACCUUCCUCACCUCAGCACCCUCUCCUCGGUUCCCUGCCUCCGUUCGACCCGACCGCUCCUACAGCCACUUCCUAUCCGACAGUCCAGCAAGCCGUCACCUCUCCUCUGCGGACGCUCCUCGAAAUCAUUGCUCACAUCUCCGAGAAAGAGACGGCGGCGGUCGACGCAGAGAUCAAGAAGCGGCGACAGCGGUUAGGCGGGCCAGCACUGACUGCCGAAGAGACGACGCGCCAGGUCCAGGCCGAGAUGCUGCCGCAGAGUCAGCUGCCGGCGCUGUGGCGGCAAGUUCUCGACGACCCAGACGCAGGCAACGACGAGCCGCUCCGAAGGGACGUCGAGCGCCGCCUGCUUGCGCAUCUGCGAAUGACCCUUCGCGCCCUUCCUUCGUCCUUCGACCCGCCUUCACUCGACCUCUCAGCGAAGGCAAAGCCGAGGACGGAGAAGCAGAUUGAGGUGGAGCGAGACGCGAAGGAUGGCUAUCGCGCUCAGGUUGAGGAUCUCGCGCACGAUAUGGUCGUGAUUGGCGUACCGGACGGCUCGGCUUGGGAGGUCGAGGUCGAGUGGAGCGAUAGCUUUGCGGAUGGGCGUGGCCUGGAAGGGUUGACGAAAGGGAGCAGGGACAAGCUGCAGCGACUGGCGGACACCUUCCCAGAAGCCGGCAUCUCUCGCAUCUCUCGCGCCCUUCUGGCCCGUCUCGAAGCGGCGGAGGCAGCCGCAAGACCUCCCGUCGACAGUGAUCCGGCGGAUGCUCCGCAAGAAGAGCGACCUCAAGGCCCGACCGAUGACGAGUUGGCCGAGAUCAUCGAGGACGGGCUCGCGAAGGCGCCACAAUCCGUCGUUGCGCAUCUCCUCGCCGUUUCUUUUUUCCGCAGCCAAAAGGAGUGGCAUGCUGUCGUUCAGGUCGCCGAGGCGGGACUCUCGGCACUGGCGAGUAUCCAGGCCGAGAUCGGGCGACCUCUUCCACGGACUCGCCGCGCGCUCGAAACGUCGCUCGCUCUUGGCCUCGUACAUCACGAUCCGCCAACCCACCACCUUCGCGCCCUUCGCCUCAUCGAAAGUCUGCUCGGAACAGCUCCGCCUCCGCCCUCCUCCCCUGCCGCACCUACUGUCUUGCACCCCGACCCGGAACUCCUCUUCGCAAAAGCGAUUGUCUUGCAGACUUCCGACAAGCAGGCAGCCGCCCUCAAAGUCUGGGACCAGAUCAUCGCCCUCCCUUCGGAUUCUCUCGACGCCGAUACGCUCGUUAAGGCGAAGUGCGAACGAGCUUGGUCGACGCACCUCGCUGGCUCGUCUGAGGAUGCUUUGCCGCAACUCGAGGAGGUCGUCGCUUCGUUCGAAGAGCGCAAGACUCGGCGUGACAAGGAGAGGGAGGAGAAGGAGAAGUACCGGAGCAAGCGUGGCCUGGAGAAGCCCGAGGGCGUCGAGGAAGGGGAACAGGAGGAGGAGCGGGAAGAGCGGGCAACCGCCUGGUGGCGUUUGGGAGAGUGUCUGUGGAAGCUUGGCGACUCGAUGCCCGACCGAACUAAGCAGGCAUACGACGCCUACAUCUCGGCUCUCCGCGCCUCACCAUCGUUCGCUCCGGCCUUCACCUCCCUCGGCAUCUACUACCGCUCGCUCGCCUCGCCAGACUGGGAGCGCUCGUCAAACUGCUUCCAGAAGGCGUUUGAGCUCGACCCUUCGCAAGAGGUCGCAGCUCGAUACCUGGCGGAGGAGUUCGCGGAGCUCGGCGAAUGGGGUCUCGUCGAAGUCAUUGCCCGCCGAGUCAUCGAUGGGAACAAGGGUCGCGCAGGGAUGGGCGGCAAGGCAGCAGCUCGUCUCGCAUGGGCGUGGAAGGCGAUCGGUGGCAGCGAGCUCAACUCGAAGAAGUACCCGCAGGCGAUCACGGCGUUCCAGUCUGCUUUGCGAGGCGCUCCCGAUGACGUCUCGACUUGGAUCAAGCUCGGUGUCGCGUACCGUCAUUCCGGCAAGCAUGUCGCCGCGCUCAAAGUCUUCGUCAAGGCGUUCGCCCUCGAUCCGUCGUCUUGGUUCGCCAAGUACUCGAUCGCGGACGUGCAACGCGAGAUCGGACUACUCGACCCGGCGAUCAAGACGUUCAAGGAGAUCCUGGUCGACCGCCCGGAUGAGCUAGGCGUCAAGGUCGUCCUCGCCGAAACCGCCCUCGCAAAGGGACUCGGCGAGCAGAAGCAGGGCUACAUGGUGCGCGCGGAGGAGUCGCUGCUCGAAGCGCUCGAGGGCUCGAUGGCAGUCAUCGAGGGCGGAUCCGCUUCGCGCGUUGCAUGGAAGGUCACGGCGGAGGCGCUCGUCGGGCUGAGCAGGCUCAGCGACCCAGCCUCGCCGGAUUCACUCAGGGCCGCGCUGGCUUGGGUCCUCGCCUACCUCUCCGAGCAGGGCGUCGACGGCAAGAUGGCGGGCCUGACUGCUGUCACGGUCGCCGACGUUCGCGCUGCCAUCGACACCAAGCCCGCCAUCACUGCCGCCGCCCUUGCCGUCCUUUCCUUCAAGAUGCGUGUCCUCCUCGAGACGCAGAACGAAGCCGCCAUCGGCUCCGCCUGGUUCGACCUCGGCGUCGCCAUCAGCAACUUCCGUCCGCAUCUCUCGACGCUCUCGACUUCGAUCGUCACUGCGGAGCAGGCUUUGCAGCAGGCGAUUCGAUGCCUCAAGUACGCCCUGCACAAGGAGCCGCUCAACGCGUCCUUCUGGAGCGCCCUCGGCGUCCUCUCUUUCGACCUUUCGCCUCGACUCGCUCAGCACAGCUUCAUCCGCUCGAUCGAGCACAACUCGCGCAGCGCCGUGCCCUGGACGAACCUCGGCCUCUUCUACCUCGUACACGGCGACGAGGACCUUGCGAACCAGGCGUUCCUCAAAGCGCAGGUGCUCGACCCGGAAUGGGCGGCGGCUUGGGUCGGGCAAGCUACCCUCGCAGACAUGGCGGGACACGCCGUCGAGGCCUCCGUCCUCCUCGAGCAUGCCGUCUCGCUCGGAGGAGACGCGCCCGAAGCCGACAUCGCCUUCGCCAGCCGCGCAUUCGAGAAGUACCGCUCUAGCGUGCCGUCCUCGUCGCUCGCCGUCGCCGAUCCCUCUCCCGUUCCCCCGCCUUCCGCCGUCGAGGUACUAUCCGCGCCGCUCUUUUCGCUCAGCCGCUACCUCUCCCAUCAUCCUUCCGACCACACGGCCCUUCAUCUCAACGCCCUCAUCCUCGAACAGGUCGGCGACCUCGCCUCGGCAUGCGAAUCGUUCGAGAAGGCUGCAGCGAUCAUCGAGGAGCUCUACGAGGUCGACGAGUCGCCUGCGGUCGAAGGACAGUACGUGAUCGCGCAGACGAACUUGGGGCGUGCCCGACUCGCGGCGCAGCAGUACGAUGGCGCACUUGAGGCAUUUGAGGCGGCUCUGUCGCUCCUCAACCUCGAGGACAGUCCGGCGCCCGGCGGCCUGACGAAGGAGCAGACCGUCUUGCUCUACACCGAAUGCAAGCUCGGCUCGAGUGUCGCGCACGUCGCGCUCGGCGACUCGUCCGCGGCAAAGGAGGCAUUGGAGACGGCGAUCGACGAUGUCGAGACCUACAGGGUCGGCGCCUGCGACAGCCACCUCGCCGUUGCGCUCGGAAGAGUGCAUUGGGCUGAAGGCGAGGAGGAUCGCGCUUUGUCGGCUCUGCUCGACUCACCGGACAUACCUUCGGGUCGACAGACACCGCUGUUCCUCCGCCGCGCCAUAUACGCCUAUGCGAUCGCUGCGAACGACACCUCGCUCCUGCAGACCACCGACUCCUUCAUCUGGAACGCAGCCGUCAAGUACGACCCAGACAUCUCGCACCUGUCGACGCUUGCAAAGCUGGCAAAGGUGCAGCGACAUCGACGGCGCUCUCUCUACUGUUUCCCGCUCCCUUCACGCUUUCCCCUGGGCACCGGCUUUCCGCUCUCGCACAGCACGCCUACUCACGUCCCUCCCGCCUGUCGCGUCGGAUGGUUCGGCCGACAACAAUCUCGAGCUUGUCGGUCGUCUCAUGCGCACGCGCGUGCCGCAGAAUGA